AUGUUACAAGAAGACUCGCCCGGGGAGAAAUUUCUGGCUGAAGGAGGUUUUGGAAGAGUCUACAAAUCCCGGAAAAAUGACAUGGCAAUAAUCAUCAAGUACGUGAAAGGAGAGGUGGCAAAAAAAUAUAAGGAGGAGAGCAAAAUACUGGAAUCGUUAAACAAUGGAUCGAUCGUUGGAUAUAAGGGAACACGACAGAAAGGAGAUCAAUUGGGAAUUGAAAUGGAAUACUGCGAGAGGGGAUCACUUAGCGAAUGUUUG
This is a messenger RNA of Mesorhabditis belari, 261 nucleotides long. Lineage: Eukaryota; Metazoa; Nematoda; Chromadorea; Rhabditida; Rhabditidae. The record is from the annotation of a GenBank genome assembly.